UUUUCUGAUUCAGUGAAUUUGUUGUUGAUUUUGUGUAGCAACGAAAUAUUUAAUAUUUGUGUACGUAAAUAAAUGAACAAAACAACUAAAAAGUGCAUACAAAUAAAUGGAGUGAAACCCCUUCACACUGAACCCAUACAAUAAUAACGCUGUUCAACUACGUGCCAUAAAAUUGAUCACAUUUAAGCUGGGCUUCAGCUUUGACUUAGCUUGACACACCCAAAAUAACAAAUUAAGCAGACACGCCCCUAAGCGAGUGCCUGUAGCAAAUCCUGCAAUAUUCCGCAUCGUGUGACGUCAUUGCAAAGGCUUCAACAUGAAUUACGGCCGGAAAACGCCCUCAACUUAUCGGUCAAACCCAUCGGUUUAUUCCCAUGCGACGGGCAGAUCAUCGACAAAUCUACAUUCGAAAAUGUCACGCUCAACACGCUCCGUGCGCAUUCCCUGGUACCAGCGGCCCCUGCUGAAGAACAAUCAGUACAUCGAUAUACAAAAAGGAGCCAUGUUAAUUGGACUCUUCGCUGUCUUUCUUUCACUUUUCACCAUUGGCACCACCAUAUUUGAUAUAUACUGCUAUGCGAUGGCUGCCCCAGGCUCCACACAUUAUGGCUACUAUAUCAUAUCGUACGAGUUUGUUUAUGUUGGCAACAAGCACGUGCGCAACAUGUUGAUCGUGUUUGCCUUAUUCUCACUAAUUAUGGCAAUUAUCAACUUUGUAACUAGCGUUUUGCUGUGCGUAGCUCUGCGCAAGGAAUACGAAAGGAAAGUUAUGCCCUGGCUGUGGACCUUUGCCAUUUUCACCGUUUGGCGUGCCUUAGCCCUCAUCUUCUUUGCCAUUGUUAAUGAUUUGUACUUUGCUUACAAUAUUAUAAUGGUACUGUUGUGGAGCAUCUUUUGUUUGUUCUCCAUCUAUGGUUGGGCCGUCGUAUAUUCGCUAUUCCUCGAGCUGGUGGAUCUCACAAAGCUUGAGGAUCUAGCGCAUUUGCGCAUGGGUACCAUGGCCUCACUACACGCAUCCACUGCCAACUCAUUGGCCGGCUCGCGACCCACAACACCCCACAGCACUGUGUCCACAAUGCCAGUAGGCUAAAAAAUCUGGUUGCGGUCACAAUACGACCAAAUAUAUAUACAUAUCUAUAUAUAUAUGCAUAUAUACUCCGUCCGUUGGAAGUUUACACAAGGCAAACCGAAAGCUCCUUAUAUGUACACAACAAAUUUCCACUAGCUUAGUGCCUUAAAUAAUGUCUAGAACAUAUCAAAAACAAAGCUGCAAUUUUUAUACAUGAAUCUGCAUUGUAUUUAAGUCUCAUUCCGUCCACUUAAACUGAUUUUACUUUAUUAAGUAUGUUCAUUCACACAAAUGUUGUAUUGAUGAAAUCUCUGUAUGUUUGUUGACAAAUCAUAUUUUUUAUGUGCAACCACCGUCAUUUGUAAUAUUAAAUGCAAAUUAAUAUAUUGCAAUCAUAAAAC
This is a messenger RNA of Drosophila grimshawi, 1470 nucleotides long. RefSeq lists its product as uncharacterized. Bases 317 to 1090 code for a protein of 257 amino acids. The transcript has 7 exons. The record is from RefSeq and is a predicted model, not a curated record. Lineage: Eukaryota; Metazoa; Arthropoda; Insecta; Diptera; Drosophilidae.